AUGUUGCGAGACCGAUGGGGGCUUGAGUCUCCUGGAGAGCACUCAUCAACUCUUGUGUUUGUGGUUGGAGUUGAGACUGGAGUUGUUGAAGUUGGGCAGGUACUUGUAACCAUCGCAAUCGAGGCUUCCUCCUGUCCACCUCCAACUCCGACAGCUCCUCCCAUUUGCGAGACUCCGCCUCCUGGAGCUUCACCACCAGCUCCUGCAUCCACUGGUGGUGCAACCGAUUGUCCACCCUCCUGUGGUGCCGGAGCAGCUUCUGGAGCAGCGACGCUGGCUCCCUCCAUGGCUGAUUGUUGUCCUCCUUCUGCCAUUUUACUCCUCUUUUUCUUCGAUGUUCACCGAUUUGGCGGUUGGUAUUGGAUUUGUGCGCGGCAACGAGUGCUGGAAGAUGACGAGGAUUGGAAGGGGAGUGGGGUGGGAGGUCUUACCUGA
This is a messenger RNA of Caenorhabditis remanei, 435 nucleotides long. RefSeq lists its product as uncharacterized. Lineage: Eukaryota; Metazoa; Nematoda; Chromadorea; Rhabditida; Rhabditidae. The record is from RefSeq and is a predicted model, not a curated record. The transcript has 2 exons. The coding region runs from base 1 to 435 and encodes 144 amino acids.